AUGCCGCAAGACACAGAAAUCGAAACCGAAGACAGCCUCAUCUCUUCCGCGAAGCUGAUGGAAACCAGAGACAGCAUCUCCUCCAUAGACAGCGAUGUAUCCCUCUCGUUCGACAAAACCGUUCGAUCAGCUGCCGAGCACGAAGACGAGACCUCCCACCUGGCCGACCUCAGCGACUCAGCUUCGGACACCGGGGGCAAAGACUCUGGCUGCGAGGUAACCCCCGAAAUCACCGAACCGCCUUUCACGCCUCCCAACGACGAACUGGCCGACAAAAUCAACCAACAAGUGGAAUUCUACUUUUCCGACGCCAAUAUCACCAAGGACGCUUUCCUGCUGAAGCACGUCAAGCGCAACAAAGAAGGCUACGUCUCUUUGAAGCUGAUUAGCAGCUUCAAGCGCGUCAAACACCUGACCAAAGACUGGCGAGUUGUGGCGCACGCUCUCGCCAGAUCUGACAAGCUGGAGAUCAACGAAGCUGGGACGAAGCUGAGGAGACUAGAGCCUCUGCCUCAGUACGACGAAACCACACCUUCUCGGACAGUCGUAGCUGUGCACAUGCCCAUAGAGAAGCCUACGAUAGAGAACGUGGCUGAGUUGUUCAAGGCGUGCGGGGAGAUUGCUCUGAUCCGGAUUCUGAGGCCCGGCAAUCCUGUUCCGGCCGAUGUGAGACAGUUCAUCAAUAAGAAUCCCUCGCUGGCUGGUAUGGUGUGCGCCCUGGUGGAAUUCGUUAAUUCGGAAUCGGCGAGGAAUGCGAUUCAGCUUCAGAACGUGCUCGAAGCUAUGAAGGUGUACGAGCUGAAUAAUGUGCCGCAUCCGGAGAGGAAGAAAAAGGCGAACAGUAAAAAGAGCAAUAUGAGUAGCAAUGGUAGUAUUAUGAAUGGCAAGAACUCGGCUUCGGAAUCGGACUACAUUUCGUCGUCUUGUCAGAGCGGGUCUGAAGCUGAGGAUGGAAAGAAAUUUGAUCUGAAAGGUAAAAUGAGACGUGGAUCAUCCGCCCACUUUCCCUCCCGUUUUAUCGAACCUGCCGCAUGGCUGCAACGUCGUCUUUCAGCUUCCAGCACCGAAGCUAACUUCAUCUACAUGCCACGCCGUCUCUCCUACGGCAGCAGAGACUCGAGCGAAUCGAGCCUGUUUUUAUCAAGGAGAAUGAGCGCCUGCAGCAUCUCCAGCACCGAUUCCUACAACCGCAGAAUGUCCACAGCCAGCCAAUGUUCCGAGUACAGCAGCCCUAGAUCGCGGAGCAACAGUUCCGCAUUUCAAAACACUGAGAACGUGCUCAGAUUACCGAAAGGUCCUGACGGCAGUCGAGGCUUCAGACAGAGGUUGCCCACAGUGGCGCAGUAG
Messenger RNA from Phaedon cochleariae (mustard beetle), 1347 nucleotides. NCBI's taxonomy places the organism in Eukaryota, Metazoa, Arthropoda, Insecta, Coleoptera, Chrysomelidae. The record is from the annotation of a GenBank genome assembly.